Messenger RNA from Alligator sinensis (Chinese alligator), 2759 nucleotides. Its product is annotated as zinc finger protein 280D-like. Gene Ontology annotation, molecular function: RNA polymerase II cis-regulatory region sequence-specific DNA binding; DNA-binding transcription factor activity, RNA polymerase II-specific. Lineage: Eukaryota; Metazoa; Chordata; Crocodylia; Alligatoridae. The transcript has 15 exons. The coding region runs from base 530 to 2740 and encodes 736 amino acids. The record is from RefSeq and is a predicted model, not a curated record. Gene Ontology annotation, biological process: regulation of DNA-templated transcription.
UGUGCAGCUGCGAGCGGGGGCAGGGCCGGAUGGGCUGCGCUGCGCUGUGCUGAGCUGAGCAGGCCGCCCGCCCCUCGGACAACCCUCGUCCUCGUCUGCCUGACGCCGGAGCGGAGUCCCAGCACCUGGGGUCGCUGAGCGCAUCCGGGAGGAGGCUGAGCCCGCGGGCGGCCCUGGGCAAGGCAGGAGCUUGGCUCCCUCCUGGCCUCGCACCCAUCGCAGCUCGGGGGUGUGAACUUCAGGCUUGUCUGCAAAAGCCAACCCAGCCCUUCCUCAGGCAGAGCUCGCUGCCUCUGUCAGGCAGGGAGGUGUCCCGAGAAGGGAAGUUUCACCCUCGGGGUACAUACUUGAUGCCUUUUCAACAGUUGACUCAGACCUCAGUUUCCACAAGCCACGUGUCACUGAUACAAUCCCAAGGCCCACUGCAAACACAACAACGCUGCUAAUGUGGAGUGUCCACGUGAUGCUGCAGGCUGUCAUACGUAAAUCUAAAUCAUGUCAACUGGAGUAGUGCGCCCAGAUUUACAAAAUGGCAGAAUUGUUUAUGGAAUGUGAGGAGGAGGAGCUAGAACCAUGGCAAAGGAGAGUGAAAGAAGUUGAGGAAGAUGAUGAUGAUGAUGAUGAUGAGCCCAUCUUUGUUGGGGAGAUUUCAAGCUCCAAACCCACCAGUACAUAUAUAUUGAACAGAGUCAACCUGAGCUCAUCGCGAACGGGAAUGCAGAAUGGUGCACCCAGUAGAGGUACAGUUACUACAUUCAAGCCUGGUAGUCAACACUAUGCGACUCCUGCCUCCAGUCCUGGUACCGUGCCUGUUUCUUCAGUCUUUCAGUCUGUAUCAAGACCUACAACUAGCUCUGUGACAGGUCAACCGUUGUCUAGACCAAUGAAUGUUUCAGGAACCUCACAAACACUGCAGAGACCUGGGGCUGGAUGUUUGUCAACACAGCAGAUAUCUAGAUCAAGUUCUGGAAUAUCACAACCUGUUAGCAGACCUGUAACGAUUCCAGUAACAACACAGCCAGUAUCAAGAAAUACCACGAUUCCUGAAAUGACUCAGCCUGUACCUAGGCCAGUGGCUACAGUAACAACACAACCUGUAAUAUUAAAUCAGGGCUAUGUUAUGAGUUCUCCACAAGCUGUACCAAAUAAUACGCCUGGAAUAUUGUUUGGCUUGAGACAGAACUCAGGAACUCCACAGUAUCAGAGUGGAACAGAAAUAAAUAUAACAGGUCUGAAUGAGAGUGUUUUUGUAUCUAAGCGUCCUGCUGCUUCCGAAGGCAACAAUGUUACUCCAAAAAAGGCCAAGCCUAAUGAGGUUGGUGCUGGAAGCAAUUCAGCUGUAUCACCUUCAGUUAAAUCUCCAACAGUAACACCAUCUCAAAAUGUAUCUUCAAAAGAUACUAACACUACAUCAAGCAGUGUUAAAAAUGGUGCACCAUUUCCACGAGCUUGUCCACAGUGCAAUAUUCAUUUUAAUCUUAUGGAUCCUUUAAAAAACCACAUGAAGUAUUGCUGUCCAGAUAUGAUAAAUAAUUUCUUUCCGGGAAUUACCAAAACGGAAUGUUCACCAAGUAAGACUCCUGAAUCUGAGAAAGGAAAAUUGAUUAUGUUAGUUAAUGACUUUUAUUAUGGAAAACAUGAAGGUGAUGUCCAGCAGGUACAACAGGAACAGAAGACUCAUACAACUUUUAAGUGCUUCAGCUGUUUGAAAGUUCUUAAAAAUAACAUAAGGUUUAUGAACCACAUGAAACAUCACUUAGAGCUUGAGAAGCAGAGCAGUGAAAGUUGGGAAAGCCACACCACCUGUCAACACUGUUAUCGUCAGUUUCCCACACCCUUCCAGCUGCAGUGCCACAUUGAAAGUACACACACCCCUUACGAAUCUUCUACUAUUUGUAAAAUUUGUGAAUUAUCCUUUGAAACUGAGCAAGUUCUUUUGCAACAUAUGAAGGACAAUCAUAAGCCAGGUGAAAUGCCAUACGUUUGCCAGGUGUGCAAUUAUAGAUCCUCAGCUUUUUCAGAUGUAGAAACCCAUUUUAGAACUGUUCAUGAAAACACAAAACAUUUGCUGUGUCCAUUUUGUCUCAAAGUGAUAAAAAUUGGAGCUCCAUACAUGCAUCAUUAUAUGAAGCAUCAGAAAAAAGGAAUAUACCGUUGUACUAAGUGCAGACUGCAGUUUUUGACAUGCAAAGAGAAAAUGGAUCACAAGACUCAGCAUCAUCGGACAUUUAGAAAACCUAAGCAAUUAGAAGGAUUGCCUCCCGGAACUAAAGUUACUAUUCGAGCUUCUGUUGGACCUCUUCAGUCUGGAUCAUCUGCUACAUCUUCAGUUAGCACAAGCACUUCCACAUUUCAGUUGUCUCCUAAAACUAAAAAUACAAACACUAAAAAUCAUAACAAAUCUAAUUCAAAUAAAACAAAGUCAAAAUCAAAACCGUCAACUAUACCGAAGAAGCAAAACACAUGGACCAACAGUAGCAACACCAGCAAAAAAAAAAAUAAAGUUGCAAAUACAGCAUUGUAUAAUCUAAGGUAUCGUUUAGGAGUUCAUAAAUGCAUUGAGUGUUACUCAGAAAUAAAAGAUUUUGCAAGUCAUUUUCCAACUUACGUCCAUUGUAGCUUAUGCAGAUAUAAUACUAGCUGUAGCAAAGCCUAUGUGAAUCAUAUGAUGAGUUUUCACAGUGCUCGUCCAAGUAAAAGAUUUUGGAUCUAUAAAAAACAUUCAGAAGUGCUGAGGUAAUUCUUAUUUUCAGUUGCAU